Pseudovirgaria hyperparasitica is the source of this 2325-nucleotide messenger RNA. Its product is annotated as glycosyl hydrolase. Gene Ontology annotation, molecular function: carbohydrate binding; peptide-N4-(N-acetyl-beta-glucosaminyl)asparagine amidase activity. The transcript is spliced from 4 exons. Bases 1 to 2325 code for a protein of 774 amino acids. Gene Ontology annotation, biological process: protein quality control for misfolded or incompletely synthesized proteins; protein deglycosylation; carbohydrate metabolic process. NCBI's taxonomy places the organism in Eukaryota, Fungi, Ascomycota, Dothideomycetes, Acrospermales, Acrospermaceae. Gene Ontology annotation, cellular component: cytosol; nucleus. The record is from RefSeq and is a predicted model, not a curated record.
AUGGGCAUUCGAAAGUUUAUACCAUGGCCAGCCAUAGCCCUUACGGCAGCGCAGGUCAUGACCACCUAUGAUCAUGAAGCGAUUGAUUAUUCGACCUAUGUCUCUCCUUUUGUUGGCACGACUGGGGGUGGAAACAUGUUUCCAGGUGUUUCUUCAGGUCCAUUCGCUGUAGUUAAACUGGGACCAGAUGUCUCAUCUGGCACAACGGACGCAUACUCUGGUUACUUGCCUAGUGGUAAUAUCACAGGUUUUAGCAUGCUCCAUGAGUCGGGCACAGGGGGUGCUCCCAAGUAUGGAGUGGUAUCGCAAAUGCCAGUCGCUGGUCGGAUUAUGGAUCCCUUGGCCGACUUCUCAAUGGGCCGUAGAAGCGAGGACCUUGCUGAAGUAGGGUACUACAAAUCUUCUCUCGCAAAUGGUGUUACUGUUGAGCUUGCGGCUACAAAUCAUGCUGGGGUGUAUCAGUAUACCUUCCCGUCCGAGCAGACAAACUCGAUUUACGUAGACAUCACACAUGUACUGCCAUCGUUCAGGGGCUUCGGGUGGGGCCAGGAAUACAGAGGUAGGAACAUUGCAGUUACGACCGAUGGACGGUACACAGGCGAGGGCUCGUACAACAAGGGCUGGAAUUUGUCUCCUGACUGGACGAUCUACUUUUGUGGAAAAUUUAGUGAAAAGCCACAGAGUGCUCGCGUGUUCAAAGGGUCCAACAUUACCGAGGCACGCAUGGCAGAUACAAGCAGUGUGAAUACUCGCGUUGCAGAAAAAAUUGGAGGAAUUUUCGAAUUUGACAGCUCGACAGUGACCUCGUAUGUGGGUGUCUCAUGGAUUUCGACCGACAGAGCGUGCGAGUAUAUGGAGCAGGAGCUCUCAGGACCACCAAAGUUUGAAGACGUUGUGCAGACUGCCAAAGACCGCUGGAACAAUGAGGUCUUCUCCAAGAUCACCACCAGCAGUACCAACGACAACGACCUGAAGCUUUUGUAUACAGCACUGUAUGGAAUGCACCUCAUACCCUCUAAUCGGACAGGAGAGAACCCACUUUGGACAUCUAAUGAGCCCUACUAUGAUGAUAUCUUUACCUUCUGGGAUCUCUUCCGUUGCUCCACAGCCUUGACACACGUCCUGCAGCCUGAAGCUUACGAAGAGCAGAUUCGCUCCAUCAUCGAUAUAUGGCGACAUGACGGCUUCAUGCCGGACGGGAGGUCUUCAAACUUCAACGGACGUACGCAAGGUGGAUCCAACGCAGACAAUGUAUUGGCUGAUGCAUACGUCAAGGGUGUCCAAGGCAGCAUCAAUUGGGAGGACGGGUAUUCGGCCAUAAAGGAAGACGCAGAGACUCAGCCUCCAAACAAUAACGACCCUAUCGCCCCUGAGGCUUCUACAAAAGAGGGAAGAGGUGCUUUACCGGACUGGCUCAAGUACGGCUACAUUACCCCUAGUUUCACCAGAGCUGUGUCUCGAUCAGUCGAAUACUCUGUGAACGACUUCAGUCUCUAUCAAGUCGCGACUGGUCUAGGCAAGACUGCCGACGCGCAAAAAUAUCUGGACAGGUCGCGCAAUUGGCGCAACCACUGGAAUCCUGAUGCAUCGAGCAAUGGACACAGCGGCUUCAUGGUCCCUCGCAAAGCAGACGGCUCCUUUGUCGAUCAAGACCCCCUUUCCUGCGGAGGCUGCUACUGGGGCGACGCCUACUACCAAGGCUUGCCGUGGGAAUACUCCAUGAACGCACACCACGACUUCGCACACACCACCGAGCUCGUCGGCGGCACACUCCGCAUGGUCGAUCGGCUCGAGAAGAUGUUCGAAGAAGGCUUGUCCUCGAGAGCCGGGAAGCUGUCCGGAACAAUCUUCAACCCGGCGAACGAGCCGUCAUUCACGACGCCGUACCUGUACAACUUUGUCGGUAGACAGGAUUUGGCGGUCCAACGAUCGCGCUACGUCGCGAAGACGUUCUACACCACAGCCACGAACGGCAUUCCCGGGAACAGCGACGCCGGCGCCAUGCAGACCUGGCUGUUGUGGAAUAUGAUUGGCCUAUAUCCACUCACCGGCCAAACGACGUUCCUGAUCGGAAGUCCCUGGUUCGAGAGUAUGAGCAUUAAUCUUGGCAACGGAAGGGCGCUGAAGAUCACCUCGAGUGGAGGGAAUAGUGAUACGGCCUACUAUGUCCAGAGCCUGCGCGUGAACGGGGAGAACUGGACCAAGAAUUGGCUUACGUGGAGCGAUGUAUUUGAGAAUGGCGGCACGAUGGAGUUUGUGCUGGGAACGCAGGCAAAGAAAUGGGAUACGGGCGAUCCGCCGCCAAGUCCAGCGUCGGACAAGUGA